Anisakis simplex (herring worm) is the source of this 1344-nucleotide messenger RNA. Lineage: Eukaryota; Metazoa; Nematoda; Chromadorea; Rhabditida; Anisakidae. The record is from the annotation of a GenBank genome assembly.
GGCACAGGUACGGCAGCGUAUUAUGCAGCGUUAGCAAUCCGAGCACGUGAUGCCGACGCUAAAGUUUUGAUGAUCGGUGACGAAACUCAACUUCCAUAUAAUCGACCACCUCUUUCCAAAGAACUCUGGUGGUAUGGUGAUGAUAAGAUGAGUGAAACGUUGGAAUAUAAAGGAUUGAGUGGUAAGAAGAAGGAUGUUUAUUAUGAAUCACCAGGCUUUUAUGUGCCAUCGAAUGAGAUCAGUAAAGCCGAGCAUGGCGGUGUUUCGUUGGUAUUAGGACAUCGGGUGGUUAAAUUAGACCCGAUCGCGCAUUUCGCUUAUUUGGAUGAUGGUCGCAAAAUCAAGUAUGGCAAAUGUCUUAUUGCAACUGGUGGUUCUCCUCGUAAUUUACCAGUAUUCGAAAGCGCUGACGAAAAAGUGAAGAGUAAAGUCACACUCUUCCGAACGAUUGAUGAUUUCCGUAAAUUGGAUGAGAUAGCAAAGAAAAGUCAUUCGAUAACCGUGGUUGGCGGAGGUUUUUUGGGAUCGGAAUUGGCGUACUCUUUGAAUAAGCGAUAUGCGAACGAUAAAGUGAAGAUCAGUCAGGUAUUCCCCGAGAAAGGUAACGUAGCGGAGGUAUUACCUGAAUUCUUGAGUGAAUACACGUCGAAGGAACUAAAGAAAUAUGGAGUUAAUGUUAUUACGGAAGCUGAGAUCACGGAUGCAACGGUUGAUGAUCACGGAUGCUUGAAGAUGACAUUGACGAAUGGAGAGGUUUUGCAUACUGACCAUGUGGUGGUAGCCGUGGGAAUAACUCCAAAUACAGAUCUUGCCAAAACCUCAGGUCUUGAAGUAGACAAGAAAAAUGGUGGAUUCAUCGUGGAUGCCGAACUGAGAGCUCGUUCGGAUAUUUGGGUGGCUGGUGAUGCGAGUAGUUUUUACGAUGUGAAGUUGGGUAGAAGACGGGUGGAACAUUGGGAACAUGCUCAGGUCACUGGAAGAUUGGCUGGCGAGAAUAUGACUAAUGCUGGUAAGCCGUAUUGGCAUCAGUCAUCAUAUUAUUCCAUCAUCGCGCCAAAUACCCAUUUCCAAGCUGUCGGUCGUGCAGAUUCCUCGCUACCAACUGUUUCGGUGUUUGCCGCUUCGAAGGAUGAGUCGGAUGAAUUGUCCAAAGGAGUAAUCUUCUAUAUGGAUGGGAAGCAAGUGGUUGGUAUGGUGUUAUUUAAUGUAUUCGGUAGUGGUAUUGACGUUGCGAGAAGAAUUAUUUCUGAUGGAAAGGAACACGAUGAUUUGAAAGAGGUGGCAAAAUUAUUUGAAUUACAUCCGAGUGAAGAAGACGAUCAGAACGAUACGAAGGACAAGUAA